AUGUGCCUGGCUGGGUGCACACCCCGCACGGCGGCGGCGCCAGGACGCGGAGCGCUCCCCAGAGCCCAGCUGCCUCGCUCGGCUCUGGCGACCGCGACCAUGUUCCAGCCCACAGCCAAACGCGGCUUUACCAUCGAGUCCUUGGUAGCCAAGGACGGCGGCACCGGCGGGGGCACUGGCGGCGGGGGCGCCGGCUCCCAUCCCCUGGCGGCGGCCGCCUCGGAGGAGCCACUCCGGCCCACGGCGCUCAAUUACCCUCACCCCGGCGCGGCCGAGGCGGCCUUCGUGAGCGGCUUCCCCGCUGCCGCCGCCGCCGCCGCCGCCGCGGGCGCCGGCCGCUCGCUCUACGGUGGGCCCGAGCUUGUGUUCCCCGAGGCCAUGAACCACCCCGCGCUGACCGUGCACCCGGCGCACCAGCUGGGCGCCUCCCCGCUGCAGCCCCCGCACUCCUUCUUCGGCGCCCAGCACCGGGACCCUCUGCACUUCUACCCCUGGGUCCUGCGGAACCGCUUCUUCGGCCACCGCUUCCAGGCGAGCGACGUGCCCCAGGACGGGCUGCUUCUGCACGGCCCCUUCGCUCGCAAGCCCAAGCGGAUCCGCACGGCCUUCUCGCCCUCGCAGCUCCUGCGGCUGGAGCGCGCCUUCGAGAAGAACCACUACGUGGUGGGCGCCGAGCGGAAGCAGCUGGCCGGCAGCCUCAGCCUCUCCGAGACGCAGGUGAAGGUGUGGUUCCAGAACCGGAGGACAAAGUACAAGCGGCAGAAGCUGGAGGAAGAGGGGCCUGAGUCUGAGCAGAAGAAGAAGGGGUCCCACCACAUCAACCGGUGGCGCAUCGCCACGAAGCAGGCCAACGGGGAGGACAUCGAUGUCACCUCCAAUGACUAGGGGGGGGCAGCCACGGAUCCAUGAGGGCAGAGCGUCUGCUCGCUGCUGGCCA
This is a messenger RNA of Panthera uncia (snow leopard), 937 nucleotides long. It is a transcript of the gene EMX1, whose product is annotated as empty spiracles homeobox 1. The transcript is spliced from 3 exons. The record is from RefSeq and is a predicted model, not a curated record. Gene Ontology annotation, biological process: regulation of DNA-templated transcription; brain development; neuron differentiation. NCBI's taxonomy places the organism in Eukaryota, Metazoa, Chordata, Mammalia, Carnivora, Felidae. Gene Ontology annotation, molecular function: DNA-binding transcription factor activity, RNA polymerase II-specific; DNA binding. Bases 1 to 885 code for a protein of 294 amino acids.